Molecule: messenger RNA, 2493 nt
Organism: Ascochyta rabiei
Lineage: Eukaryota; Fungi; Ascomycota; Dothideomycetes; Pleosporales; Didymellaceae
Product: pH-response regulator protein palH/rim21
Exons: 1
Coding region: 1-2493 (830 amino acids)
Biological process (GO): cellular response to pH
Cellular component (GO): plasma membrane
Source: RefSeq, a predicted model, not a curated record
AUGCUGCCGGCCAUGGGCGUGUCGUGGACAGGGGCGACGCCCGUGCUGGAGCUGCGUGACGCCAGCAGUCCCUACGUGAGCAUCGCGACCACGACCGCGACCGCGACCGCAACGCCUGCCGCCACGCCCACGCCCGCGCCCUCGACUGCCGCCCGCGACACGACCGACGCCCGCUCGCAGCACUGUCCGUCCUACAAGCUGCCCGAGUUCGGCGUCAUCGAGCUCGGCCCCGGCAACACCAUCACCCUCACCACCAACGCCGUCUUCCGCCCCCAGUGCACCUCGGCCUCGCAGGGCGCCGACAGCGAUGGCACCGGCCAGGUCCUCAGCGUCGCCGACAUCAGAGACCCCUUCCACGCCUCCAUCACCCCGCAGGCCUACGCGACCGGCGCCGCCACCGUCAUCUCCUGGAUGCUCGUCAUCAUGCUCAUCAUCACCCCGCGCACCUUCUUCGUUGGCAACGCCUCGGGCCGCUCAGGCCUCAUGGGCAGGCGUGGCAUGAUCAGCGGCGCCUCGGGCAGCGGCUCCAUCAUCGGCGUGGGCAGCCGUCCGUGGCUGCAAAAGGUCGCCGCCCUGACCGUGGCCGUGUCGCUGACCCUGGCCACCGCCGACACCUUCAAGAUCGCCGGCCGCCAGUACGCCGAGGGCUUCAUCGACGCCAUGGAGCUGCGUGACCAGGUCGUCUCCGGCAUGGAGAUCAAGGCCUCGCGCAUCAUCUCCGACAUCUUCCUCUGGCUGGCACAGGUCCAGACCCUGAUCCGCCUGUUCCCCCGCCACAAGGAAAAGGUCAUCAUCAAGUGGGUCGGCUUCGCCCUGAUCCUGCUCGACAUCACCUUCAGCUCCCUCAACAGCUUCGGCCCCUACGAGAACAGCGCCCGCCCGGCACACUUCGACACCGCCAUCCCCGCCCUGAGCUACCUCUUCCAGCUGUCGCUCAGCAUGCUGUACGCCGCCUGGGUCCUCUACUACACCAUCACAAAGCGCCGGUACGCCUUCUACCACUCCAUGAUGUGGAACAUGACCGUCGUCGCCCUGCUCUCCAUCAUCGCCAUACUCACCCCCGUCGUCUUCUUCAUCACCGACAUUGCCAACUACACCAUCGCGGGCUGGGGCGACUACUUCCGUUGGGUCGGAGCAGCAGCCGCCAGUGUCAUUGUUUGGGAGUGGGUCGAGCGCAUUGAAGCACUAGAAAGAGAAGAAAGGAAGGACGGAAUCCUAGGAAGGGAGAUCUACGAUGGAGACGACAUGCUCGACAACACCACAUCUUCCAAAUCCGCAAACUGGCCCUAUUCGAAGCGCAAUCCGUCUGAGAACGAAAAGAAGGGCGGCGGCGGCGGUGGCGGCGGUUUCAGUCUUAGUGCAUUUGCUUCAGGUCAAACGGGCCGCGUCGGUGAGCUUGCUCAGAGGCUGGGACGAAAGAUGACCGAGUCGCCACGUGCAGAAGCUCGCAAGAAGCGAAGCAUCCAUAUUCCCGCUCCACCACCAGUGCACAGACGGUCUGAAUCUACCCGUCGUGGGGACCGUAGUUCCAGCGCCUAUGUGCGCGUCCAGAGCCCACCUCUGGUCCCAGCUGUUCCCGUUAUUGCCUCGCCAGUCAGCCGGACGGACACGACAAGUGCAGACUCCACUGUCUACACAGUACGAUACCAUCCCAUCAACGAAACACCACCUAUUCGCCAACCAACAUCGGUUGAAGUCCGACUCACGCCGGAAGGAGCGCAAGCGCAGAGACCGUCUGAGCCGCAAGAGAGCACUGGCCAGCCGGCCAAUGCCGACGACCCUGAAAAGGGUGCCACAGACCCAGAGGCACCCGCCAGUAGCAGCAGAUGGAAGUGGCAGGCCAUGGCCAGCCCAUUUGCAAGGAAGGGACGCGCACCACCACAGGAGCUGCAGAGAGGCCAGAUCAUCGAACCUCUUGCUGUCGAUGAAGUGCACGCCAACAUUCCACCGCGCCAUUACAACGGACUGGCAUUGUCAGACCGGCUUGGCACGUUUGCUGCACAACAGGGCGAAAGGUUCAGGUCGAAGAAGAAGUGUGCUAAAAACUCGGAGAUGAACCUGCCUGUCACGAUCAUCCCAGCCCAGCCACGUGGGCAGACGUGGUCUCCAGACUUGCUUCAACAGCAACAGCAGCAACAGCAGCAACAGCAGCAGCAGCAGCAGCAGUUUCAUCCCAGCGAGGUGUCUACGACUGCUGGUAUUCAAAUUGCGAGGAUACCAACGACCAUCGAAGAGCAGCCAGACCUGCCUUCGCCCGCACACUCUGACCAGACGAUGCAGUCGAGUGAAGUGGUCCAGCCGGCUGCUUCUGCAAACUCGAAUCGCAACGCGGGCAGACGGUACACGCCGCGAGCUGGGGGACUCACGGCCCACCCACCCGUCUCUCCGACCAGUCUGGCGGAAGAGAUACAGAGUCCUACACCGCUGCUGGACCCUGCCUCACCACAGGGAUCGUCGAACCAGCAGCACACAUCCACCAACCACGACAGGUAG